This is a messenger RNA of Cucurbita maxima (winter squash), 1939 nucleotides long. Its product is annotated as isocitrate lyase. Gene Ontology annotation, biological process: carboxylic acid metabolic process. Gene Ontology annotation, molecular function: isocitrate lyase activity. The record is from RefSeq and is a predicted model, not a curated record. The transcript is spliced from 3 exons. The coding region runs from base 58 to 1788 and encodes 576 amino acids. Lineage: Eukaryota; Viridiplantae; Streptophyta; Magnoliopsida; Cucurbitales; Cucurbitaceae. Gene Ontology annotation, cellular component: glyoxysome.
UGAGCUGUGCUGAGCUGAGCUUUGUCGUUGUCGAGAAAGAAGAACCAAGUUCUGGCAAUGGCUACCUCCUUCUCUGUUCCUUCGAUGAUAAUGGAAGAAGAAGGAAGAUUCGAAGCGGAAGUUGCAGAGGUGCAGGCAUGGUGGAAUUCUGAGAGGUUCAAGCUAACACGACGGCCGUACACGGCAAAAGACGUGGUGUCACUACGCGGCAGCCUGAGACAAAGCUACGCCUCAAACGAUUUAGCUAAAAAGCUAUGGCGAACGCUCAAAACCCACCAAGCCAACAGCACAGCUUCGAGAACAUUUGGAGCUCUAGACCCUGUUCAAGUGACGAUGAUGGCUAAGCAUUUGGACAGCAUUUAUGUCUCCGGCUGGCAGUGCUCCUCAACCCACACCUCCACCAAUGAACCAGGUCCGGACCUCGCCGAUUACCCAUACGACACUGUUCCGAACAAGGUUGAGCAUUUGUUCUUCGCUCAACAGUACCAUGACCGGAAACAGAGGGAAGCGAGGAUGAGUAUGAGCCGAGAGGAACGAGCCAAAACCCCUUAUGUUGACUAUCUCAAACCGAUUAUCGCCGACGGCGACACCGGCUUCGGCGGCACCACCGCCACGGUGAAGCUCUGUAAACUAUUUGUGGAGCGCGGUGCCGCCGGUGUUCACAUUGAGGAUCAGUCCUCUGUGACGAAAAAAUGCGGUCAUAUGGCUGGGAAAGUGCUGGUGGCGGUUAGUGAGCACAUCAAUCGGCUCGUAGCGGCUCGAUUGCAGUUCGACGUGAUGGGGGUUGAGACAGUUCUCGUGGCUCGAACCGACGCGGUUGCGGCGACUUUGAUUCAAACGAAUGUUGAUAGUAGAGAUCAUCAGUUUAUUUUGGGCGCGACGAACCCUAAUUUGAGAGGAAAGAGCUUGGCUGGGGUUUUGGCGGAAGCCAUGGCGGCAGGGAAAACAGGGGCGGAGCUUCAAGCGCUGGAAGAUCAAUGGAUUUCAAUGGCACAAUUGAAGACAUUUUCAGAAUGUGUAACGGACGCGAUCAUGAAUUCGAACGGAACAGAGAGUGAAAAGAGGAGGAAAUUGGAUGAAUGGAUGAACCAUUCCAGCUACGAGAAAUGCAUAUCGAACGAACAAGGUCGGGAAAUCGCAGAGAAAUUAGGGCUGAAGAAUCUCUUCUGGGACUGGGACUUGCCCAGAACCAGAGAAGGGUUUUACAGGUUCAAAGGUUCAGUAAUGGCGGCAAUCGUUCGCGGUUGGGCUUUCGCGCCACACGCGGACCUAAUCUGGAUGGAAACGUCGAGCCCUGAUUUGGUGGAGUGCACCACUUUCGCAAAAGGGGUGAAAUCGGUGCACCCAGAAAUAAUGUUGGCUUAUAAUCUAUCGCCAUCUUUCAACUGGGACGCAUCGGGAAUGAGCGAUAAGCAAAUGGAGGAGUUCAUCCCUACGAUUGCGAGGCUGGGUUUCUGCUGGCAGUUCAUAACGCUGGCAGGUUUCCACGCCGAUGCGUUGGUGAUCGACACAUUUGCGAGAGACUACGCGCGAAGGGGAAUGUUGGCUUAUGUGGAGAGAAUCCAAAGAGAAGAAAGGAACAACGGAGUGGACACACUGGCUCAUCAGAAAUGGUCCGGAGCUAACUACUACGAUCGGUAUCUGAAGACAGUUCAAGGCGGGAUAUCGUCGACCGCUGCCAUGGGAAAAGGGGUGACGGAGGAGCAGUUCAAGGAGUCGUGGACGAGGGCGGGAGCAGGGAACUUGGGAGAAGAAGGGAGCGUGGUCGUGGCGAAGUCGAGAAUGUAAGAGGAAAGGGAAAAGAAAGGAAGCUCUAAGAACAAUAAUAAUUUCAAUAUUUGAAUUUCAAGAAUCAACCACUUUUAAGUUUGGUUUUUUCAAUGUGUUUGAAUUUCAUGAAUCAGCAUUUUGCAAUGUUCAUUGUAUUGUAUUUUGUGUU